AUGGCUGCAGAUAGCCGACUCUCCCUGAAAGAUUUCGACUGUGCGAAACAUGUUGCUUACUUCAAGCAGCACGCGAAGAAGCUGCCAGAACCGUACAAGAGCAUGGACACCAACCGACUGACGCUGCUUUAUUUCAGCGUUUCUGGGCUGGACUUACUGGGAAAACUGGACGAGCUGGAUCGGGAGCAGACCAUCGAGUAUAUCUAUUCCUACCAGUCGCCGCUGCCGGACCAUGGCGGCUUCUAUGGUUGCCCCCGUGUGGAUUUCCAAAGUGCAGAGACGGACAAGUGUAACAACCAGCCACACAUCGCCAACACCUACGUCGCACUUGUGAUGCUGAUCAUUCUUGGCGAUGAUCUCCGCCGUGUCAAGCGAAGUUCGAUUGGCCAUUCACUGCGGAAGUGGCAGCUGGAUGACGGAAGUUUCUGCUGCGUACACUGCAUUUCAAGCCUGGACAGCGAGAGUGACAUCCGCUUCGUCUACUGCGCGGCCACGAUUUGCUACAUCUUAGACCUCUGGCAUGCCAUUGACGUCGAGGCGAUGGCCCGGUUUAUCUAUGCUUCCCAGUCCUAUGACGGUGCUUUUGGCAUGGGCCCGGGUGCCGAAUCGCAUGGAGGCUGCACCUACUGUGCGGUGGCAGCCCUGCGGAUGCUUGGGCGCCUUGCGGACCUUCCCAGCAAGGACCUGCUUUUGCUGGUGUGUGUGCGAAGGCAGAUCUCUGGAUUCCAAGGGCGCAUUGAAAAAGAUCCUGACAGUUGCUACUCCUUCUGGGUGGGCGGCUCCAUGCAACUCUUGGGCGCCAGCUUCCUCCAGCAAGACGACUGCCUGCAGUUUCUGAAACGAUGCGAGUCGCAACGCUUAGGUGGCUUUCAGAAGUUUCCGGAUGCGCCCUUCCCGGAUCUCCUUCACUCGUACUUCUCGGUCUGCGGCCUCUCGCUGUGUGGCUUGCUGCCCCCUUUGCAUGCGCUGCUUGGGGUGUCCCAGCGUGCUGCAGACACGGUGAACUGCACUAUGGCACCCGGCGGCACGCCAUGGUUGCUGCCAUUUGCUGAAGGCGCUGCGACACCUGCUGCGCCAGUCGCCGAACCGAACCACAAGAGUUCGCGAAGAUGGCUGCGGCAAGCUGUACUGGGCGCGUCAGUGCUCUGCUUGUCUAUCCUUGUUGCAUAUGUGCGCUCUCACCUGCAAAGUAAGAAUCCCGGGUGA
Molecule: messenger RNA, 1206 nt
Organism: Symbiodinium sp. CCMP2592
Lineage: Eukaryota; Dinophyceae; Suessiales; Symbiodiniaceae
Source: the annotation of a GenBank genome assembly